AUGGAGGGUAGGACCAGCGCCGGCGAUGCCAUCUCUGCAGACAGGAGGGCUGCAGCAUGCUCCACAGCUCCAUCCAGGACAUUCUGGAUCAUCUUGGCCGUUGCCUUGUUUUUUGCAGUUGUUGGCAUCAGCGUCGGGGGGAUUCUCAGCCUUUCCCCCAGCUCUGCCCAGGCUGACCCGCAGCUCGUCCGGCUAACGCCCCAGGGCCAGCCAGACCCGCUUUGGAACCAGACAGCCUUGGUGGACAAGUCCAGGAGCACCGUCACCUACUACGUGACCUCGCAGCGUCACCGCACCGCCGUGGUGCUGUACGACAGCCGGAACGGCUACGUGUGCUACAAGCCAGCGGAGCCGCGCGCGUGCUACCUGAGGAGGAUGGACGCCUGGGACCGCCGGGCCCUGCAGACGCCUCGCAACGCCUCCGAGCAAAGCGCUGAUCAGCUGCCACAUCAGAAUAACCAGACCCAGUACUACCAGGAGUUCCUGGGCAUUCUGGCAGGGGAACAGGUGGACCCCAAAAGCCUGGGGGAGGCUGUCCAGACCCUGUGUGAGCAGACAUCCAUCUUCUGGGUCAGGAGAGGGGAGGGCCCAGGCAGGCAGCGGCUGAUCUACCUUUGCAUUGACAUCUGUUUUCCAAGCAACAUUUGCGUGUCUAUCUGCUUCUAUUACCUCCCCGAGUAA
Tauraco erythrolophus (red-crested turaco) is the source of this 681-nucleotide messenger RNA. NCBI's taxonomy places the organism in Eukaryota, Metazoa, Chordata, Aves, Musophagiformes, Musophagidae. The record is from RefSeq and is a predicted model, not a curated record.